Messenger RNA from Eurypyga helias (sunbittern), 291 nucleotides. RefSeq names its product NudC domain containing 2 (gene NUDCD2). The transcript has 3 exons. Gene Ontology annotation, biological process: protein folding. Lineage: Eukaryota; Metazoa; Chordata; Aves; Eurypygiformes; Eurypygidae. The annotation marks the transcript as partial. Gene Ontology annotation, cellular component: cytoplasm. The record is from RefSeq and is a predicted model, not a curated record.
UUGCAGGGUAAGCUUUUUGACUCUACGGUAACUGACGAAGGAACAUGGACCUUAGAAGACAGGAAGCUGAUACGAAUUGUUCUGAUGAAGACAAAUCGAGAUGCUGGAAACUGUUGGACAUCUCUGUUGGAAAAUGAGUAUGCUGCUGAUCCUUGGGUACAGGACCAAAUGCAAAGGAAACUUACGCUGGAGCGAUUCCAAAGAGAGAACCCUGGAUUUGACUUCAGUGGGGCAGAAAUUUCUGGAAAUUACAGCAAAGGAGGACCGGACUUUUCUAGUCUUGAAAAGUAA